AUGUUGUCGAAAUCCCAGAAAUUGCUAUUAGCGCAGCUUGUGAGGGAUAACAAAUCAGUUGUUUUGGCUCCAUUUUCCUCGACUGUAACGAAAAAGGUGAAACAGGAGGCGUGGGAAAGCAUCUUAAGACAACUGAAUGGUGUUGGAGCGAACGUCGACAACAUAAAAACCCUGAGAGAUGUUAUCUGGGCAAACAUUCGCCGUGGUACGAUAAAAAAAGUCAGUGACUCGAAAAAGACCGGUGCAGGAGGGAGUGAACUCACAGAGCUGGACGAUACAGUCCUUGAUAUACUUGGAAGAGAGAGCGCAAACUUGGAGCCUGUGAAGGUUGAAGACACACCAAUUGUGUUUGAGAGUGAAGAGGUUGUCUGCACUACACCUGAGACCGCAGGUGAGAUAAUUUAG
Pocillopora meandrina is the source of this 405-nucleotide messenger RNA. Lineage: Eukaryota; Metazoa; Cnidaria; Anthozoa; Scleractinia; Pocilloporidae. The record is from the annotation of a GenBank genome assembly.